Messenger RNA from Myotis myotis, 20395 nucleotides. It is a transcript of the gene PCLO, whose product is annotated as piccolo presynaptic cytomatrix protein. Gene Ontology annotation, biological process: protein localization to synapse; presynaptic active zone assembly. Gene Ontology annotation, molecular function: structural constituent of presynaptic active zone; metal ion binding; protein binding. The record is from RefSeq and is a predicted model, not a curated record. The transcript is spliced from 25 exons. Gene Ontology annotation, cellular component: glutamatergic synapse; axon; cytoskeleton of presynaptic active zone. Bases 294 to 15929 code for a protein of 5211 amino acids. NCBI's taxonomy places the organism in Eukaryota, Metazoa, Chordata, Mammalia, Chiroptera, Vespertilionidae.
CAGCUGCUUCUCCCCGGCUCCGGGCGGCGAGGCGGCGGCGGCGGGGAGGUGUCUCCUGCCGAGGUGGCCUGGCGUUGUCCAACAUGGAGGAGGCACCGGCCGCGGGCGUCCCCUGCGAGCGGGACUAAUCCCCGCCUGUCGUUCUAGGGAGCGGCGCCGGGUCCCGAGCCCAGGACUCCGCUGCUGCCCGCACACCCCGCUGCGGACCCCGGCUCCGGUGGCUCCUCGGGCCGCCGGCUUCCCGAGGGGACGGCGCCAGGAGGGAGCGCGGCGGCUCCGAGUGCCCCCGAGCCAUGGGCAAUGAGGCGAGCUUGGAAGGGGAAGGGCUCCCCGAAGGGCUGGCGGCGGCGGCAGCGGCGGCGGCGGCCGGAGGAGGGGCUGGCGGGGCGGGGAGCCCCUUGCACACCGUGAUCCCGGCCGGCAUGGAGGCGGACCUGAGCCAGCUGAGCGAGGAGGAGAGGAGACAGAUCGCUGCUGUCAUGUCAAGGGCGCAGGGGCUGCCCAGGGGGAGCGUCCCCGCGGCCGCUGCGGAGCCGCCUCCCAUGCACAGGAAACAAGAAUUCGAUAGUAGUCACCCUCCAAAGCCGCCAGGAAAACCGCCGGAUCCUGGACGUCCAGCUCAGCCUGGUCUCAGUAAAAGUAGAACUACAGACACUUUGAGGUCAGAACAGAAAUUGCCUGGAAGGAGUCCUUCCACUAUUAGUUUGAAAGAAUCAAAGUCCAGAACUGAUUUUAAGGAAGAGCACAAGUCUGGUAUGAUGCCUAGCUUCCUCUCAGAGGUUAACCCGUUAAGUGCUGUCUCCUCUGUUGUAAAUAAAUUCAAUCCUUUUGAUUUGAUAUCAGACUCUGAUGCAUCCCAGGAAGAAACUGCCAAGAAACAAAAAAUAUCUCAGAAGGAACAAGGAAAACCUGAGGGAAUCACAAAACCUCCAUCACAACAACAGUCACCCAAGUCAGUUCCUAAGCAGCAAGGACCUGUGAGGGCCCCGCAUCAGCAGGAUGGCUCUCCCAAAUCAGUGUCUUCUCAGCAACCAGAAAAAAUGAAAUCACAACCUCCAGGGACCGGAAAGCCAAUUCAGGGACCUACCCAGGCUCCUCAGACAGAUGAGACAAAAUUGCCACUCCAAAGAGAUGCAACUAGGCCUCAGACUAAACAGUCAGACACAGUAAAGGGAGAAUCCCUCAAACCCUUGCUGCAAAGCCCAUCCAAACCACCGACUCAGCAAGCAAGUCCUGGAAAACCUCCAGCCCAGCAGCCUGGACCUGAAAAAUUUUCCAUGCCACAGCCUGGACCUGCAAAACCCUCAGCUCAGCAACCAGGGCCAGGGAAGACCCUAGCCCAACAGCCAGGGACAGCAAAGCCCUCAGCUCAGCAGGUGAUAGAAAAACCCCCAGCCCAGCUACCAGGGACAACAAAGCCUGCAGCUCAGCAGCCUGGGCCAAAGUCUCCAGCUCAGCCUCCAGGACCAGCAAAGCCGCCUGCCCAGCAGACAGGGCCACCAAAAUCCCUAGCUCACCAACCUGGGCCACAGCCUCCAGCUCAGCCACCUGGGCCUACAAAGACACCUGCGCAGCAGGUUGGACCGGUGAAGUCUCUGGCUCAGCAGCCUGAGCCAGGAAAGACUCCUGCUCAGCAGCCUGGCCCAGCAAAACCCUCAGCUCAACAGCCUGGUCCAGCAAAACCUUCAGCUCAACAGCCUGGUCCAGCAAAACCUUCAGCUCAACAGCCUGGCCCAGCAAAACCCUCAGCUCAACAGCCUGGCCCAGCAAAACCCUCAGUUCAACAGCCUGGCCCAGCAAAACCCUCAGCUCAACAGCCUGGCCCAGCAAAACCCUCAGCUCAACAGCCUGGUCCAGCAAAACCCUCAGCUCAACAGCCUGGCCCAGCAAAACCCUCAGCUCAACAGCCUGGUCUAGCAAAACCCACACCUCAGCAGCCUGGCCCAGCAAAACCCUCAGCUCAACAGCCUGGCUCAGCAAAGCUCUCAGCUCAGCAAUCUACAAAACCAGUAAGCCAAACAGGAGCUGGGAAACCUCUGCAGCCACCGACUUCUCCAUCUGCAGCCCAGAUCCCAGUACAAGGCCUCCCUAAAACCAUCUGUCCUCUUUGCAAUACUACUGAACUUCUGUUGCAUGUUCCAGAAAAGGCCAAUUUUAACACAUGCACUGGAUGUAAAACCACUGUGUGUAGCCUCUGUGGUUUUAAUCCCAAUCCUGAUAUAACUGAGGUAAAAGAGUGGCUCUGUUUAAAUUGUCAGAUGCAAAGAGCUCUAGGAGGUGACUUGGCUCCAAUUCCGUCAUCACCCCAGCCCAAACCGAAGACAGCCGCAGGUAUUCUUGCAUCAGUGGUGAGCAAACCAUCGCCACAGUCACAGCAGAUUUCUCCAAAGAAGGAUGCUGUACCCAAACAGGAUAUCUCAAAGGCACCUGAGUCUAAAAAGCCUCCACCUCUUGUGAAGCAACCAACCCUUCACGGUUCUCCCCCUGUCACGGCCAAGCAGCCUCAUGUGGCAGAAUCCUCACCCAAGCCAGCCCCUUUCAAAGAGCCUUCUGUCCCAUCCGAGCUGGCCAAGGUCCCCAUGGCUGAUGAUAAACCAAAGCAGCCCAAGAUGGCAAAGCCAGCCACAGACAUUGUGUCUUCAUCGUUAACAGCAACAAAACCUGAUAUUCCAAGCUCCAAAAUACAAUCCCAGGAUCAAGAGAAAACAACUCCUCCUCUGAAAACAGACUCUGCCAAACCUUCACAGAGUUUCCCACCCACUGGAGAAAAAGUCACCCCAUUCGAUUCUAAAGUCAUACCUCGACCUGCAUCAGAUUCGAAAAUUAUAUCACAUCCUGGGCCCAGUAUGGAGAGCAAAGGUAAAAAACAAGUGGAUCCAGUUCAAAAGAGGGAAGAACCCAAGAAAGCAGAAACCAAAAUCAGCCCUAAGCCAGAUGCCAAGCCUGUGCCAAAAGGGUCACCAACACCUUCCGGCCCACGACCUACCCCUGGCCAAACUGCCCCCCCAUCCCCACAGCCACCAAAGCCUCAGGAGCAGUCAAGGCGUUUCAGCUUGAAUCUGGGAAGUAUUACUGAUGCUCCUAAAUCACAGCCCACCACUCCUCAAGAAACUAUGACUGGGAAGCUCUUCGGGUUCGGAGCAUCCAUCUUCAGCCAGGCAUCAAAUUUAAUCUCCACAGCAGGCCAGCCGGGAUCUCAUUCACAAAGUGGGCCCGGGGGCCCAGCAAAACAAGUCCCUCCUCCUGCACAGCCGCCUCCCUCUCAGGGGCCACCCAAGUCUACAGGUCAGGUACCAGCAGCACCUGCAAAGGUUCUACCUGUGAAAAAGGAAACAAAAGCCCCAGGAGCUGAAAAAUUAGAGCCCAAAGCUGAGCAAGUUCCAACAGUCAAACGAACAGAAACAGAAAAGAAGCCUCAGCCUAUUAAGGAUGGCAAACCUUCAAUAGCUGAGCCUCCGAAGGCUGCCCUUCCCCCCAAACUGGAGAAACCCCCCAAACCAGAAUCAGCCUGUCCUCUCUGCAAAACUGAACUCAACAUAGGUUCUAAGGAGCCUCCUAAUUUCAACACUUGCACCGAGUGCAAGCAUCAAGUGUGUAAUCUCUGUGGAUUUAACCCUACACCACACCUGACUGAGAUUCAAGAAUGGCUUUGUUUAAAUUGCCAAACCCAGAGAGCGAUGUCAGGGCAGCUUGGAGACAUGGGCAAAAUGCCUCCUGCACCAUCAGGGCCAAAAGCCUCUCCUCUGCCUUUCCCUACAGAACAAUCACCUCAGAAAACUGCAAUGCCUGGUCAAGGGAAAGUUAAAAAGAAGGAACAAGAAGGAAAAACAGAAGGUGAAAAAAUCAUACCAGAAAAAGUACAAGAAACACCUUUAUUUGAAAAAAUGCUUCCCAAGGUAACCACAGAUAAAAAACGAGAAGAGCGUAAACAAGAAAAAGACCAAGUUUUAGCCCUUCAAGAAAAAAAGGCAACCCCUGAAGAUAAAAAACCAACCACUGAAGAAAAACAGCCACCUCCUGAAGAAAAAAAGGCAACCAUUGAAGGAAAAAAACCACCUCCUGAAGAGGAAAAACCAACCACUGAAGAAAAACAGCCACCUCCUGAGGAGAAAAAGGCAACUACUGAAGGCAAAAAGCCACCUCCUGAAGAGAAAAAGCCAACCACUGAGGACAAAAAGCCACCUCCAGAAGAGAAAAAGCCACCUCCUAAAGACAAAAAGCCAACCCCUGAAGACAAAAAGUUUCCUCCAGGAGCAAAAACAUCAGCUCUAGAGGAGGAACAGAAACAGACUUUACUUAAAACUCAAGUACAAGUUGCUGAAGAAACGCCUGAAGACAGCAGAGUGGCUCCUCAGGCAGUGCAAGAAAAGAAACCACCAGCGAUGAAGAUGGAGGGGGUACCGCCUGGGGUGCUCCAGACAUUGCCUGAGGGAGAUGAUGGGGCAACUCAAAAAAUAAAAGAUCAGCCACAGGAAGUAUGUGCAGCGAAGCCUGAUCAGGUGGAACCUGGGAAAGAAAAAACGGAAAAGGAAGAUGACAAAUCAGACACGUCAAGUUCUCAACAGCCGAAAAGCCCACAAGGUCUAAGUGACACAGGAUAUUCUUCUGAUGGCAUAUCAGGUUCACUUGGUGAAAUCCCAAGUCUUAUUCCAAGUGAUGAAAAGGAUUUGCUCAAGGGACUCAAAAAGGACUCAUUUUCACAAGAAAGCAGCCCUUCCAGCCCCUCAGACUUGGCUAAGUUAGAAAGUACAGUCCUCUCCAUUUUGGAAGCGCAGGCAAGUACACUUAUUGAAGAAAAGUCAGAAAAGAAAACACAACCCCAAGAGGUUUCUCCUGAGCAGCCUAAGGAGGAGCAGAAAACUCAGAGUUUAACUCAAACACUAGAAACUACAGUUUCAGAAGAGAAGCUCAAAGAGAGUCAAGAAGCAAAAGAUACUUUUACAAAAGAUGGCCAACAAGACACUCCUCCCAGAAAGGACCACAAAGAAAAGUCUGACUUUGUUGAUGACAUAGCUACAAGAAGACAGCCUUAUGAUUCAGUUGAAGACAGUAGUGAAAGUGAAAACUCACCUGUUCCACAAAGAAAGCGGAGAACUAGUGUCGGUUCAUCAAGUAGUGAUGAGUAUAAACAGGAAGAUAGCCAAGGAUCAGGUGAAGAGGAGGACUUUAUUAGAAAGCAAAUCAGAGAAAUGAGUGCUGAUGAAGACGCUUCAGGUUCUGAGGACGAUGAGUUCAUUAGGAACCAGCUCAAACAGAUCAGUGGUAUUAUUGAGAGCCAGAAGAAGGAAGAAACAAAAGGAAAAGGGAAAGUAACAGCAGGGAAACACAAGCGACUGACUCGAAAAAGUAGCACAAGCUUUGAGGAAGAUGCAGGGAGGCGCCAUUCAUGGCAUGAUGAAGAUGAUGAGACAUUUGACGAAAGUCCUGACAUUAAAUACAGAGAAACUAAAAGUCAGGAGAGUGAAGAACUUGUAAUUGCUGGAGGAGGAGGGCUGCGUCGAUUUAAAACAAUUGAACUCAAUAGCACAAUAGCAGAUAAGUAUUCUGCAGAGUCAUCACAGAAAAAAACAGCUUUGUAUUUUGAUGAAGAGCCAGAAUUAGAAAUGGAAAGCCUGACAGACUCUCCAGAAGAUAGGUCAAGGGGGGAAGGAUCUUCUAGUCUUCAUGCUUCUAGCUUCACUCCUGGCACAUCCCCUACAUCAGUGUCAUCGCUGGAUGAGGACAGUGACAGUAGCCCAAGUCACAAAAAAGGGGAGAGCAAGCAGCAACGCAAAGCUAGGCACAGGUCACAUGGUCCUCUUUUACCAACUAUUGAAGAUUCUUCAGAGGAAGAAGAAUUGAGAGAGGAAGAAGAAUUAUUGAAGGAACAAGAAAAGCAGCGGGAAUUAGAACAGCAACAAAGAAAAAGUUCUAGUAAAAAAUCAAAGAAAGACAAAGAUGAACUUCGAGCUCAGAGAAGGAGAGAAAGACCAAAGACACCACCCAGUAAUCUCUCUCCUAUUGAAGAUGCAUCUCCAACAGAAGAAUUACGUCAGGCUGCAGAAAUGGAGGAGCUCCAUCGAUCUUCUUGUUCUGAAUACUCACCUAGCAUAGAGUCAGAUCCAGAGGGUUUUGAAAUAAGCCCAGAAAAAAUAAUUGAAGUGCAAAAAGUUUAUAAAUUGCCCACAGCUGUGUCUCUAUACUCACCAACAGAUGAGCAUUCUGUUAUGCAGAAAGAAGGUGGCCAAAAGGCAUUAAAAAGUGCUGAGGAGAUGUAUGAAGAAAUGAUGCAUAAAACCCAAAAAUACAAAGCUUUUCCAGCUGCAAAUGAACGAGAGGAAAUGUUUGAAAAGGAGCCUUUGUAUGGUGGGAUGCUAAUAGAGGAUUACAUUUAUGAGUCUUUAGUAGAGGACACAUACAAUGGUUCAGUCGAUGACAGUCUGCUAACAAGGCAAGAAGAUGAAAAUGGAUUUAUGCAGCAGAGAGGGAGAGAUCAAAAAACAAGACUUCCAGAACAUAUUUAUGAUGAUCCUAUGCAGAAAAUUACAGACCUCCAGAAAGAGUUUUAUGAGUUAGAAAGCUUACAUUCUGUUGUGCCUCAAGAAGAUGUUGUUUCAAGUUCUUAUAUCAUCCCAGAAAGCCACGAGAUAGUAGAUCUGGAUAGUAUGGUAACUUCUACCAGUGAAGAAAAAAAGUUACUAGAUGCUGAUGCUGCCUAUGAAGAACUCAUGAAGAGGCAACAGAUGCAGUUAACACCGGAAUCCAGUCCAACCCAGCCCCCCAUCAGGGACGACCUGACAGAGUCCACUAUGGACUUUGAUAGGUUGCCUGAUGAAUCUUUGACAUCAAGUAUUCUUUCAGGAGCAUCUCUUACAGAUUCAACCAGCAGUGCAACACUCUCUAUUCCAGAUGUCAAAAUAACCCAACAUUUUUCAACAGAGGAGAUUGAAGAUGAAUAUAUAACUGAUUACACAAGAGAAAUUCAAGAGAUAAUUGCCCAUGAAUCACUGAUUUUGACCUACUCUGAGCCUUCAGAAAGUGCUACUUCUGUCCCACCCUCUGACACACCUUCCCUCACAUCAUCUGUUUCUUCGGUUUGUACCACAGAUAGCUCCUCACCCAUUACUACUCUGGAUAGCAUAACUACAGUUUAUACAGAGCCAGUAGACAUAGUAACUAAAUUAGAAGAUCCUGGGGAUAUUUCUUCAUCAACAUAUUUUCAAGGCAGCAUCAUAGACUACCCAGAAGAAAUAAGUAUAUCUUUAGAUCAGACUACUAUACCAGAUGGUAGACCUAGUACUGAUCAUAUUGCAAUUUCCUUAUCUGAUAUGACACCUUCUAUCUUAGAAUCUGAAGAAACUAAACCCAAGGGGCUAAUUGCUGACACUAUUUCCACUGACUUAUCUAUAUCUGAAAAGGACUCAGUGAAGAAAGCCAAGAAGGAAACUGGGAAUGGAAUUAUUCUGGAAGUUUUGGAAGCUUACAGAGAUAAAAGGAAGGAUUCUGAGGCUGAACUAGCUAAAACUAGCUUAUCUGAAACCGUGUUUGAUCAGCCACCUUCUGGAAUAGCCUUUCCAAUGAAGGAGCAAGUUUCAACUGCAUGCUUUGUAUCUGGAGAGAUCUUUGGUCAAGCAAAACCUGCAUCUCAGUUACCAUCUGGCGGUCCUUCUGUUUCCUCUCUUCCAACUAAAACACACCCAUUCCUACGAAGUUCUUCUUUGGACACAUCAGCUCAACCUCCUCCUCCUCCUCCACCUCCACCUCCACCUCCUCCUCCUCCCCCUCCUCCUCCUCCUCCACCACUUCCUCCACCAACCUCACCUAAACCUGCUAUUCAUCCUAAGAAAAAGUUAACAGUUCCAGUUCCAGUGACUCUAACUAUGACAGCUGCAUCUCUGGUUGACACUGUUACUACUAUAGAGACCACAGCUGUUCCAAGGAGUAAUGGAUUACCUAUAACAAAAAUUUGUACCACUGCACCUCCUCCAGUUCCUCCUAAGCCAUCUUCCAUUCCAUCUAGACUUGUAUUUACCCACAGACCUGAGCCAAGCAAACCUCCCAUUGCCCCUAAACCCCCCAUUACUCAGCAUCCAGGAACUACACAAAAACCAACAGAUACACACCCCAGACCAACAGGAUUAUCUUCAAAUAUGACAUUAAAUUUAGUCACUACAGCAGAUUAUAAAUUGCCUUCCCCUACCUCCCCACUUUCUCCUCACUCUAAUAAGUCCUCACCAAGAUUUUCCCUCAUGGAAACUUACGUGGUUAUCACGUUGCCAUCUGAACCUGGGACUCCAACAGACUCUUCUAGUCAAGCAAUUACCAGUUGGCCCCUGGGAUCACCUCUCAAGCAUACAAUUGCCACUGAACCUGUAUUUUCUGUAGUUCCUCCUGUGACAGCUGCAGAAAUGUCAUAUUCAUCAGAACGGAGCCUGUACAUCUCAGGGGCUUUGGAGACAUUUUCUGCUAUCCCUGUCACAACACUAUCUUCAUGUCAAGCAGCCCCAAUUUCAGUUACACAGUUUCCUACAACUGAAGUUUCUAAGGCUGAGAUUUCAGCAACCAGAAGUACAGUCCCUAGUGUUGGUCUCAGCAGUGUCUCUGUACCAAUUCCUCCGGAGCCUCUUGCUUUAGAUACCCUACAUUUAGAAAAGCAUCAGCAUAAAGAAAAUGGAAAGUUGCAACUUACCGGUGAUGCCAUCGAUUUGCGUACAGCACCAAAAGUAGAAGUGAAAGUGACUGAAAAAUGUAUGGAUCUUUCUGCUUCUGCAAUGGAUGUGAAAAGACAGACCACAACAAAAGAAGCCUAUGGGAGACAAAUCAGUGCUGUCCAACCCUCCAUUAUAAAUCUAAGUGCAACUUCAUCAGUAGUGACUCCGAUAUCCCUGGUCUCUGAGGCAGUGACUGCUGUCACGUGCACAGCUAGUGCAAGUUACACUGCAGGCACAGAAAGCCUAGUGAGCAUAGAACAUGCAACAGCAACCCCACUUCAGCUCACUACAUCAAAGCAUACUGAGCCCCCUUACAGGAUACCAAGUGGCCAGUCCUUCCCUACAGUUAAGCAGGAAGCACCAAUAAACUUAUCUUUAAGCACUUCAGCACAGGCAAUGACACUGGCUACUACUAUGCCUAUUACUGUGCCUCCUGUUGGUGUCACAAAUGGAUGGACUGAUAGCACCACAUCCCAGGGCAUCACUGAUGGAGAGGCAGUGGAUCUCAGUACAACAAAGUCUCAUAGAACUGUUGUAACAGUGGAUGAAUCUACUUCAAGUGUGGUGACCAAAAUAAUAGAGGAUGAUGAAAAACCUGUUGAUCUGACUGCAGGGAGAAGAGCUGUGUGCUGUGAUGUAGUUUAUAAGUUACCUUUUGGAAGGAGCUGCACAGCACAGCAGCCUGCAACUACUCUUCCUGAGGAUCGGUUUGGUUAUAGGGAUGACCACUAUCAGUAUGACCGAUCAGGGCCAUAUGGUUACAGAGGGGUUGGGGGAAUGAAGCCUUCCAUGUCUGACACUAAUUUAGCAGAAGCUGGACAUUUUUUCUAUAAAAGUAAGAAUGCUUUUGGUUAUUCAGGAGAAACUGAUGCAGCAGUAGAUCUAACUUCAGGGAGAAGUUCUACAGGUGAGGUAAUGGAUUACUCAAGCAAGACUGCAGGUCCAUAUCCAGAAACACGUCAAGUCAUUUCAGGAAUUGGGAUUAGUACCCCACAGUAUUCCACAGCGAGAAUGACUCCACCUCCAGGAUCCCAGUAUGGUGUGGGGAGUGUUUUGAGGUCAACUAAUGAUGUUGUCUAUUCUUCAGAGGCAACUCCAGUGCCCUCCACAUUUGCUAUCACCACACAACCUGGCUCCAUUUUCAGCACCACUGUGAGGGAUCUGUCUGGUGUGCACACAACUGAUGGAGUAACUUCAUUAUCCACCCUGCACCAGAGCCAGCCAAUGCCUAGAUCAUAUUUCCUCACAACAGGUGCAUCUGAAACAGACAUUGUAGUAACUGGUAUUGAUAUCAAUGCCAGUCUGCAAACGAUUGCUAUGGAAACUCUCACCACUGAGACAAUAGACUCAGUUCCCACGUUAACCACAGCAUCUGAAGUGUUUUCUGAAGUGGCGGGAGAUGAAAGUGCUCUUUUAACUGUCCCUGAAGAAGAUAAACAACAACAGCAGCUAGACUUAGAGCGUGAGCUCUUGGAGCUGGAGAAAAUUAAGCAGCAGCGUUUUGCUGAGGAAUUGGAGUGGGAGCGUCAGGAAAUCCAAAGGUUCCGAGAACAGGAAAAGAUGAUGGUUCAAAAAAAGCUGGAGGAGCUGCAGUCUAUGAAGCAGCACCUUCUCUAUCAGCAGGAAGAAGAGCGUCAAGCCCAGUUCAUGAUGAGGCAGGAGACGUUAGCUCAGCAACAGUUACAGCUGGAGCAGAUCCAACAGCUGCAGCAAAAGCUUCACCAGCAGCUAGAGGAGCAGAAGAUUCGCCAGAUCUACCAGUAUAACUAUGAUCCCUCUGGAACUGCCUCUCCACAAACCACGACAGAGCAGGGGAUGUUGGAAGGGCAGUAUGCUGCCCCAGAAGGCGGUCAGUUUUGGGCGGCUGAGGAUGCAACCACCACAGCCUCAGCCGUUGUGGCGAUUGAAAUCCCACAAAGCCAAGGAUGGUACACAGUUCAGUCUGAUGGUGUUACUCAGUACAUUGCCCCACCCGGCAUUCUGAGUACAGUUUCAGAAAUACCUUUAACAGACGUUGUUGUAAAAGAUGAAAAACAACCCAAAAAGAGAAGUUCUGGAGCUAAAGCCCGUGGACAGUAUGAUGAGAUAGGGGAAAAUAUGGCAGAGGACCCCCGCUGUUUUAAAAAAAUAGUAGACAGUGGUGUACAAACUGAUGAUGAAGAUGCAGCAGAUCGGAGUUAUGCAAGUAGGAGAAGGAAAACUAAAAAGAGUGUUGAUACAAGUGUCCAAACUGAUGAUGAAGAUCAGGAUGAAUGGGACAUGCCUACUAGAUCAAGGAGAAAAACUCGUGUAGCAAAGUAUGGUGAUGGCACUACAGAGGCUGAGAAGACCAAACCCCUUUCCAAAGUCUCCAGCAUAGGAGUUCAGACAGUGGCAGAGAUAUCUGUGCAAACUGAACCAGUGGGAACCAUACGAACACCUUCGAUACGGGCGCACGUGGAUGCCAAGGUAGAAAUAAUUAAACACAUUUCAGCACCUGAAAAGACUUACAAAGGGGGCAGUUUAGGAUGUCAAACAGAAGCAGAUUCAGAAACACAAAGUCCUCAAUAUUUGAGUGCCACAUCUCCACCCAAAGACAAGAAACGCCCAACACCUUUAGAGAUUGGUUAUUCAUCUCACCUUCGGCCAGAUUCCACACUACAGCUGGCUCCUUCCCCACCCAAAUCUCCAAAAGUCCUUUAUUCACCCAUCUCACCACUUUCACCAGGCAAAGCCUUAGAAUCAGCCUUUGUACCUUAUGAAAAACCCCUCCCUGAUGAUAUAAGCCCACAGAAAGUACUGCAUCCAGACAUGGCUAAAGUUCCCCCAGCGAGUCCUAAGACAGCCAAGAUGAUGCAGCGGUCCAUGUCUGACCCCAAGCCUCUGAGUCCAACAGCAGACGAAAGUUCCAGGGCUCCUUUUCAGUAUACCGAGGGCUACACGACAAAAAGUUCUCAAACCAUAACACCCUCUGGCACCCAGAAAAAAGUUAAGAGAACUCUGCCUAACCCACCUCCUGAGGAGACCUCAACAGGGACUCAGUCGACGUACAGCACAAUGGGUACAGUUUCCAGGAGAAGGAUCUGCAGAACCAACACAAUGGCACGAGCCAAGAUUCUCCAGGAUAUAGACCGAGAACUUGAUCUUGUAGAGAGAGAGUCUGCAAAACUUAGAAAGAAACAAGCAGAACUUGAUGAGGAAGAGAAGGAGAUUGAUGCCAAGUUGCGGUACCUGGAAAUGGGAAUUAACAGGAGGAAAGAGGCAUUGUUAAAGGAGAGAGAAAAGAGAGAGCGAGCCUACCUCCAGGGGGUAGCUGAGGAACGGGAUUACAUGUCUGACAGUGAGGUGAGCAGCACCAGACCAUCCCGAAUAGAAAGUCAGCAUGGCAUAGAGCGACCAAGAACUGCUCCCCAAACUGAAUUCAGCCAGUUUAUACCCCCACAAACCCAAACGGAAUCUCAGCUAGUUCCUCCUACGAGUCCUUAUACACAAUACCAAUACUCGUCUCCUGCUCUUCCUACCCAAGCACCCACCCCAUACACCCAGCAGUCCCAUUUUCAGCAACAGACUUUGUACCACCAGCAAGUUUCACCUUAUCAGACUCAGCCAACAUUCCAAGCUGUGGCAACGAUGUCCUUCACACCUCAAGCUCAACCUACACCAACCCCACAACCUUCUUAUCAGUUACCAUCACAGAUGAUGGUGAUACAACAAAAGCCACGGCAAACUACAUUAUAUCUGGAGCCCAAGAUUACUUCAAACUAUGAGGUGAUUCGAAACCAACCCCUGAUGAUAGCACCUGUUUCUACUGAUAAUACAUAUGCUGUUUCCCAUCUUGGUAGUAAGUACAAUACCUUAGACCUGAGAAUGGGUUUGGAGGAGAGAAGUAGCAUGGCAAGCAGUCCAAUAUCAAGCAUUUCUGCAGAUUCUUUUUAUGCAGAUAUUGACCACCAUACUUCACGAAAUUUUGUCCUAAUUGAUGACAUUGGAGAGAUUUCCAAAGGAACAGCAGCAUUGACCACUGCAUUUAAUCUUCAUGAAAAGGAUCUGUCAAAAACAGACCGCCUCCUUAGAACCACUGAAACACGGAGGUCUCAAGAAGUGACAGAUUUCCUAGCACCUUUGCAGACUUCCUCAAGGUUGCAUAGUUACGUGAAAGCAGAGGAAGAUCCAAUGGAAGAUCCUUAUGAGUUAAAGCUUCUGAAACAGCAGAUUAAACAAGAAUUCCGUAGAGGGGCAGAGAACUUAGAUCACCUUGCUGGUCUUUCCCAUUAUUACCAUGGUGAUACUACCUAUAGACAUUUUCCAAAAUCUGAAAAGUACAGCAUUAGUAGACUCACACUUGAAAAACAAGCGGCAAAGCAACUACCAGCAGCCAUACUCUAUCAAAAGCAGUCAAAGCAUAAGAAAUCACUAAUCGACCCUAAAAUGUCAAAAUUUUCACCUAUUCAAGAAAGUAGAGACCUUGAACCUGAUUAUUCAAGCUAUAUGACUUCUGGCACUUCUUCUAUUGGUGGAAUUUCUUCCAGAGCAAGGCUGCUUCAAGAUGAAAUCACUUAUGGCCUCAGAAAAAAUAUUACAGACCAACAAAAAUUUGUGGGAUCAUCUCUUGGCACAGGACUAGGCACAUUAGGAAAUACCAUACGGUCAGCUCUGCAGGAUGAAGCGGAUAAGCCAUACAGUAGUGGCAGCAGGUCCAGACCUUCUUCCAGGCCUUCGUCUGUCUAUGGGCUUGAUUUAUCAAUAAAAAGAGAUUCUUCCAGUUCUUCUCUAAGACUGAAAGCUCAAGAGGCUGAAGCUCUAGAUGUUUCCUUCAGUCACGCAUCUCCCUCUGGCAGAACUAAGCCUACCAGUUUGCCAAUUAGCCAGAGUAGAGGAAGAAUACCAAUUGUGGCCCAGAAUUCUGAAGAAGAAAGUCCACUCAGUCCUGUUGGCCAGCCAAUGGGGAUGGCCAGGGCUGCAGCUGGACCCCUGCCACCAAUAUCUGCAGACACCAGAGAUCAGUUUGGAUCAAGUCACUCAUUGCCUGAAGUUCAACAACACAUGAGAGAAGAAUCACGGACUCGAGGCUAUGACCGUGACAUAGCGUUCAUCAUGGAUGACUUCCAACAUGCCAUGUCUGACAGUGAAGCCUACCAUCUGCGUCGUGAAGAAACAGAUUGGUUUGACAAACCCAGGGAGUCUCGUUUGGAAAAUGGACAUGGUCUGGAUCGAAAACUGCCAGAAAGAUUGGUCCACUCUAGACCGCUCAGUCAACAUCAAGAGCAAAUUAUACAGAUGAAUGGGAAGACGGUGCAGUACAUCUUUCCUCAUGCAAGGAUAAAAAUAACAAGGGACUCUAAGGAUCACACAGUUUCAGGUAAUGGAUUAGGAAUUAAGAUUGUGGGUGGUAAAGAAAUCCCUGGACACAGCGGAGAAAUUGGAGCCUAUAUUGCCAAGAUUCUUCCUGGGGGAAGUGCAGAACAGACAGGGAGACUUAUGGAAGGGAUGCAAGUUUUGGAAUGGAAUGGAAUUCCUUUAACUUCUAAAACAUAUGAAGAAGUGCAGAGUAUCAUUAGUCAGCAAAGUGGGGAAGCAGAAAUAUGUGUAAGACUGGACCUCAAUAUGCUCUCAGAUUCUGAAAAUCCCCAGCACCUGGAACUUCAUGAACCACCAAAAUCUGUGGAUAAAGCAAAGUCCCCAGGGGUUGAUCCUAAGCAAUUGGCUGCAGAGCUCCAGAAGGUUUCGCUACAGCAGUCACCACUGGUUAUGUCCUCUGUCGUGGAAAAAGGAUCUCACGCUCAUUCAGGCCCUACAUCAGCAGGAUCAAGUUCUGUCCCAAGCCCCGGGCAACCAGGGUCCCCCUCAGUGAGCAAAAAGAAACACAGCAGCAGCAAGCCUACUGAUGCAACAAAGGUUGUCUCUCAUCCAAUUACGGGGGAAAUUCAGCUUCAAAUCAACUAUGAUCUUGGCAAUCUCAUAAUACACAUUCUCCAAGCAAGAAACUUAGUCCCUCGAGACAACAAUGGUUAUUCUGACCCCUUUGUUAAAGUGUACCUUCUUCCAGGGCGAGGUCAAGUCAUGGUUGUCCAGAAUGCAAGUGCUGAGUACAAGAGAAGGACUAAAUAUGUUCAGAAAAGUCUUAAUCCUGAGUGGAAUCAAACAGUAAUUUAUAAAAGUAUCUCCAUGGAACAGCUCAAGAAGAAAACGCUGGAGGUGACCGUCUGGGAUUAUGAUAGAUUUUCUUCCAAUGACUUUCUUGGUGAGGUGUUGAUUGAUUUAUCUAGCACAUCUCACCUCGAUAACACUCCCAGGUGGUAUCCGCUCAAAGAACAGACUGAAAGCAUUGAUCAUGGCAAGUCCCACUCUGGUCAAAGCAGCCAGCAGUCGCCAAAGCCAUCUGUCAUCAAAAGCAGAAGCCAUGGAAUCUUCCCUGACCCAUCCAAGGACAUGCAGGUUCCCACCAUUGAGAAAUCCCAUAGUAGUCCUGGCAGCUCAAAAUCCUCAUCUGAAGGCCAUCUCCGCUCUCACGGACCGUCUCGCAGUCAAAGCAAAACCAGCGUCACUCAGACCCACCUGGAAGACGCAGGGGCUGCUAUAGCCGCUGCUGAAGCCGCCGUGCAACAGCAACGCCUUCAACCAACAAAGCCCACCAAUCACCGGCCUGCAGAAAGCUCCGUGUCCACCGGCUCCUCGGGCAGCAGCUUCGGCAGUGGGUAUAGCGUGGACAGUGAAGGAAGCAGCAGCACUGCAGGGGAGACUAAUCUAUUUCCUAUUCCAAGGAUAGGGAAGAUGGGGCAUAAUGGGCAAGAUCCUAUAAAACAGCCAGGAGUAGGAGUGGGCCUAUCAGACACUGAAGUUAAAACUCAGGUAAUGGGAGAAAUCAAGAUUGCAUUAAAGAGGGAAAUGAAGACAGAUGGUGAACAACUAAUAGUUGAAAUUCUCCAAUGCAGAAAUAUCACCUACAAGUUUAAAUCUCCUGAUCAUUUACCAGAUUUAUAUGUGAAAAUAUAUGUGAUGAACAUUUCUACCCAAAAAAAGGUGAUCAAGAAAAAAACAAGAGUAUGUAGACAUGAUCGAGAGCCUUCAUUCAAUGAAACUUUUCGAUUCAGCCUAAGUCCUGCUGGACAUUCUCUUCAGGUUUUACUUUUCUCCAAUGGAGGGAAAUUUAUGAAAAAGACCUUGAUUGGUGAAGCCUGUGUCUGGCUUGACAAAGUGGAUCUCAGAAAAAGAAUAGUCAACUGGCACAAACUUUUGGCCAAUUCUACUCAAACCCAUUGAAGAAAUGUGUCUUCUCAGGUUAUAGAAACUGCACUAAAUGAUCUCGAAUCAAGACUAUAGUUGGAUACUAUUGUAUUAAGCUAUGUUUUCAGGGGUAAACAUGAGAGGAGGAACAACAGGCAAAAACAUACUUACAGCCUUGUGAGUGUGUUGUUGUGAAACACAGAAAGAAACUCAAUUGAAAAUGUUUCAUGUGUGGAAGGCCAAAAGGAAAAGGAGGUCUGAGACCUCGGAUUUCUUGCAGCUGUCAAGAAAGACAGUGAGAAAAUGUUUGGCUACUUAAUGCGAAAAUCUUUGAGCAGAGGUGAGCUAGAGCUAAAGGCAGAGGCUCGAAGUUUAAAAAUGGUUUCUAAUGCCGACAAAAGUAGUCCUUUAGGCAAAUAGUCCUUGGUUGAAAGGAAAGAACUGAUGUGAUCAAUCUGUUUUCAAAAGUUUUCUUUUAUCUUCUCAGACAAUGUAUUGUUUUGAGAUUGUUACAUAGGAUACACCUACAAUAUGUGUCCAAGGCUAGAAGUAAGGGAGUUGUGGUCAUAGGAAAAAGAGAACCCAAAAUGUAGAAAUUAUGGUUUUCUCUGUGUUUAAAUGUUACAAGGGUAAACCACAUUAAUUUUGGAAUCCAUGUUGUAAAAGCACAUUUGUACAAUCUGAAGUAAUGUAGACUGAAGAUAAUACUAAGUAGAAAUGGGAUUACAUUUAUCUAGAAAUAAAGCCAGGAUUAGCUAAGAAAGAAUAUUGCACCACAAAAUGUUGGGACCUUGGUUGAAAACAAAAUCUUCAUAAUUUACCCUUAAAUCAAGACAUUUUCAUUCUACAUACCAAAGGACAUAGAUUAAAUUAGUAUGUUCUAGGAAGCAUGAUAAUUUUUUUGUGGAAUUACAAAUGAAUGUAUUAUCCCACAGAUUUCAUUUCUCUUGAGUGAUGUAUUGACGGAGUGAAAAUUAUUCCUCUGGCAAACAAAUCCUAGUAAUCUCUGACCCUGAUUUAUUAAACUGGUAUCAUUUUCUGCUUUUUCAUGAUUGUUUUUUUUUCUUAACACAUUAACUGAUUGUACAAUGAAAACCCUCAGAUUCUCUCUCUGCUCCAUUUUCUUCUUUUAGUGAUGAUAUCACAGUGAUCAAGUUUGUUCAUGUUGGGAAAAAUGUAUGAAAAGUUCACAUUAUAUUGAAUAUAUUGUGAGCUGUUUGAAUAGUAUAGAAUGAAAGCACCAAUGUCUAAGUCACUAAAAGGAAGCACCCUCUCCUCCAUCAGCCAACAACAUUAACAAGGCAAGGGACACACAGUUGUAGGAAACACUCUCAGUUGGGAUUUAAAGGCCUGCCUUCGGGUCUUGGUUCUGCCACUGACUAACUGGGUCACCUUGCACAUGUCACUUAAACUCGCUUUCCCCCAGUGUCCUUAUUUGUAGUAUAAGUAAGCUUAAUAUUUCUAGCCUUCCUGGAGGGAUGUAGGAUGAUCAGACUAAGUGAUAUGAGAGAGAAAAUGAAAGCACAUUUCCAAGUAUAGUUUUAUACACAUAAGUGAGGAAUAAUUAUUAUGCAGCUUUUUAUUUUUCAAAUUUUAUAUGCAAAAAAGCAUCUUCCUAACCAGUGGCACUCAUCAUCAUGGGUAAGAGCAGUAUAUUAGUUCCAAAAAGAAUUUUUCUUAAAUAUACAUUUCCAUUUAAUCUAAAAAAGGUGAAGAAUUAAAUAAAAACUAUUUGUAAAUUGGGUUAUUUGCAAAUUAAGUAACAUACUGAUUUUAUCCCAUUCCCAUAUCCUAUCCCAAAAUAAAUUAAUUAAAUUGCUUCUCAGAGCAUUCUAAACUUAAAUGCUACUUCUUUAUUGAAGGGUGAGGUUUUAGUGAGUUUAGAGAAAUCAUCUCCAAAUAUAUUAUUUGGAUAUUGAAUUUUCUCAUUUUUAAAGAAAGCAUACUUUAAAUUCAAAAGGAAUUGGUUAAAUGUAAAACAUUAAAAAUAAAAUAAUUUCUUAUCUUUAAUGAAAAAAUACAAAUUCACUCUUACUCAGUCUAAGAAAGCUAAUAGUCAUUUAUUCUUUCCUCCAUUGUUUUUAUCCUUCCUUCCCUGACAAAACAAUGUUGUUUAUCAUUGAUACUUCUUUAAAAUGAGCAUGUGUGGAGGGGAUCACUCAAGAUUUGAUAUUGCUAGAAUUUUAUUUUUAGAGGCAACUAUAUCUGUUGAUGGUUGCCAUGGAUAUUUCCAGCAGAAGUUAGCACUUUAGGAAGCUGAUAAUCAUCACUCAUAAUUGGGGAAAGAAAUAGUUCAGAAAGAUAUCCUUCUGACAUAAAAAAGGCUCUGCUACUUUCCAUUGAAAGGGAACUCGAGCUUACCUUAGGUCCUCUUCUGCAGCCACUUAUAGAACAUCCAGAGGUAUGCGUGACAGGUUAUAUAACCAGUUAGUUACCAGUUGUUGCAACUUCUUUUAGAGUAAUACAACUGAAGGUGCCACCAAAACAAAGAGCAUCCCUUGGUAGCUAUUUGACCUGUAAGAGUAGGGGUCUUUCCAUUACAGGUGCCUCUCUGUUCCAAGGAACUGGUGAUGAGGCCAAGUCAAUCAAGAGAGUUAACAACAGGGCUUCUUUUUGUGCACCAGCAUCCCCCUUCAGAGAGCAUAAGAUCCUGCCAUGGUUUACCAAGAGUGCAGCUCACCACUCCUAGGUUGUACUGGAACUAUUCUAUGCAACAUUGAUCCUUAUAUGAAUGCACUUCUGAAUGAUCUUGAUAACCCUCUAACUAUUUCUUUUUUAAUUGCAAAUAGGGCUCUUGGUGUUUUUUACUUUUUUUGUAUAUGUCACAGCACCUGCUUUUCCACUUUUUAUUUUAUUGGAAUUAGCUUUUUUUCUUUAUCCUAAUAGUUACAAAGUUUGUAAUCUUCAAAAUAACACAUUAGUCCAAAAUAACACAGCUCUUAUACCUUGAAAAGCAUCCUAAUUUUCCCCACAGUUUCAUUGCGUCAUCAGGGACUGAAGUUGCUUCUUAGUUGAAAAUUUGGUCCUAAACACCUUUUAGCUAUAGAAGCAAAAGCACAGAGUAAAUUUUCACCAAAGACAGGGAUUUACAGAAUGGUUGUUGCAGACAUAAAUAACAUUAGUUGCAAAAAGGUGGUGUUUCCCCUGUUCUUACUUAAGAUAAAAGAGAUUUUUGGUGACUCUGUAUUUUUUAUUUAGCAUUUUAGUUUAAAAGAAUAAUAUCCAGGACUAAGGAGCAGUGAUUGCUUUGCUCCUUAAGGUUGCCCAUAUUGUAAUUACUCACACUAAUAAAAGCAUAUUUUCAGCAUCAGUGGAAUUAAUUUUGUGGAUCACACACAUUAAAAUAGUCAUAUUGUGGGACUAUAAUAGCUGGUAACCAGCUGAUAUUGAUUCUUAUUAUAGGAAUAGUUGUGAUGAUAGGGUGAUAACCAUAGUGACACUAGGUUGGUGGUGAUGUGAAGUAAAUUAAAACUAUACACUAUAUUGUGCCCAAUUUCUUAGAAAUUAUUUAAUCAAUGUUUCAUUUCAUUAUGAUAUCAUAAAGAUAUAGUAUUUUUUUACUUUAUUAUUUAAAUCAUAACAAUAUUUUUAAAAACUUAUUUUCAUUGCUACAAUGUCUAAUAUUCCAAAGUCAGCCGACUACAGCUAUAUAUGUUUAUAACUCUAAGUGUGACAGAGUGGUGUUCCCUAUUUUGAGCUUGAGAUGGAAAUGAAAGAAAGCUCAAUGAAUAAUUAUAAACUGUCUGUUUAAUAAUUACUUGCCUUUGAUGUAAUACAAGAAUGAAUGAGUGAAAUAGAUUUUCUCAUUGAAUAUGAAACAUUGAUAUGUUCAUAUCAUAUGUUCCAUGUUGUUAUUGUUAACGAUCCCCAUUAAAUCUAAAUCAUUUAAUCAAAUGAUUCCUUAUCUGAUAGGUAGAUUGAGAGCAUUUUCUUAAUUUGUCGCCCUGUAUAUAAUUAUACACUUGGUAAAUUAGACAAAGUCGAAGUAUUCAUCUCACUUGGCAUUCAGCAUGUGAAUAUGAUUAUUGUUUGAUUGUGUCUAUAUAUUUGUUGGUGAUGUGCUCAGGUGCUCCCACUACUGAUUAACGUGUGUGCUGAUAUCCUAACAAAAACACAUCUGGAGUUAAAGAAAAAUAACUCUUGUCUGAAAAAAACAAAAACCGAAUAAAGUUGUUUUCAAAAUAAAAAGUAAAAUACUUGGAAAUAUGUCUUGUUUAUAACUAUAUGUUGCAUGCCAUGUUGGUGAUUUGGUAAUGUGUUCUUUUCUGUUCUACUCCAAUCUCUCUGGAAAAUCUAAUGAACAAACUCUUGGGCUAAAGGUUGUAUAAAUUGAACUGAAAUACAUGAGAAUUGAAUUUAAAAAUGCUUGUAAAUCUGUCUUGAGUUUUACUUUAUGUGAAAAUACGUCUUGGUUUUGUGAUUGUACACAAGAUGUAUCUUGAUAACUUAUGCAAAUUGUGCUGUUUAAAGGCUGUUGCCUCAGCCUUACUAAUAAAUAUUGA